GUUCCCUCAUCCAGGGAGAGCAGGGGAGCAUCUCCCGUACCUCGAUGGGCGCACGAGAGCAGUUGACGUGGUACACGCCCCUUAGGAAGAUCUGGGAGGUCAUAGGGGUGCCCAUAUGGCUCACGAUGAGACUCCUGUAUCACAUCAGGUUCAACUGGCUGGUGAAGUUCUUCGGCUUGUGCGGAUUUGCGGCUUUUCUCUCCCCCGCGUUCUUGAGGAUAGCCUGGUUCUACUACACGGACCGUAGGGUGAAGAGGAACCUGCAGUAUGGUUCGGCGCCAAGGAACAGGCUGGACCUUUACCUGCCCACGGGGUGCGCAUUUGACACUGAGAAGACGGAGGCGGCAGUGCGCGCUGCAGACGCCGAAACGGACGCGGGGAGGGAUCCCGCGUCCAGGGAGAGGCAUGAGAACGGCGGCUCGGGCGGAGGCAGGCCUGUCAUCGUCUUCGUCACCGGAGGUAUGUGGAUCAUUGGGUACAAGGCAUGGGGUGCGUUGCUCGCGCAGUCACUGAUGAAGCAGGGUUUCAUCGUGGCGUCCCUGGACUACCGCAAUUUUCCUCAGGGCACGGUCGGAGAGAUGAUUCAGGACGUCGGUUGCGGCAUCGGGUGGGUCGUCAAGAGGGCCGUGGCGCUGGGAGGCGACCCAAGAAGGAUCGUGGUGGUUGGUCAGAGCGCGGGUGCGCACCUCAGCGCAACGGCGAUCCUUCGGCAGGCCGAGUGGGAGCUGAGCGGAUAUGGUCUGGCCUCCGCGUGGUCGCCAUCCUCGCUUGCGGGCUUCGUCGGCGUAUCGGGUGUGUAUAGCCCUGAUGAUCAGAGCCUGGUGGAUCAUUUCCAUCGCAGGGGGCUACAUCGGGAGGUGUUCCACUCCAUCAUGGAGGCCGGUUACAGCGGUGCAAGGGCGGAGGAGGCGUUGCCCCGAGCUUCACCCUGCGCCAUCCUGCGCGAUCAGGCGGGCGUUCCCGGGCUCAUCUCGCGCCAACCUCCCGUGCUUCUAUGCCAUGGAAGCGCUGAUACCUCCGCGCCGCCCUCGGAGAGCGCUAAAUUUGCCGCUGCGCUCCGCGCGGCUGGCGUGGCAGAGGUGACGGAGAAAUAUUACCCUGGCAAGACGCACACGGACCCUUUUGUGACUGAUCCGAUACUUGGCGGGCACGACGCGCUGCUGGAGGACAUCGUGGCGUUCGUCCGUAAGGGAGAGGAUGCCCUGAAGCUUCCGGCGCUGCCGAGGCUGCUGCCGAAGCCGCUAGUGGACAUUGCGAGGACUAUGGUGCCGUUUUGAGACCACUUGAAUAAAAUCUCUGAGUUUCUUG
This is a messenger RNA of Micromonas commoda, 1308 nucleotides long. RefSeq lists its product with no specific name. The transcript has 3 exons. The record is from RefSeq and is a predicted model, not a curated record. NCBI's taxonomy places the organism in Eukaryota, Viridiplantae, Chlorophyta, Mamiellophyceae, Mamiellales, Mamiellaceae. Bases 45 to 1277 code for a protein of 410 amino acids.